Rhinolophus ferrumequinum (greater horseshoe bat) is the source of this 2380-nucleotide messenger RNA. It is a transcript of the gene C25H22orf39, whose product is annotated as chromosome 25 C22orf39 homolog. Lineage: Eukaryota; Metazoa; Chordata; Mammalia; Chiroptera; Rhinolophidae. The transcript has 4 exons. The record is from RefSeq and is a predicted model, not a curated record. Bases 117 to 623 code for a protein of 168 amino acids.
GGAGUUGAGAGUAUUUAAAUCGUCAUAUCUCUGCGUUCAUUGGUUUUUCAGCGGGCCGGCUUACCCGUCAUUGGCUAGCGGGCGGAGGAGGAGGGGUUCGGCUGUCCUCCCCUGACAUGGCCGAGGGCAGCAGCUGGCGGCCGCCGCGCCCUUGCGAGGCCUACCGCGCGGAGUGGAACCUCUGCCGCAGCGCUCGGCACUUCCUGCACAACUACUACGUCCACGGCGAGCGGCCGGCCUGCGAGCAGUGGCGGCGCGACCUGGACAGCUGCCGCGAGUGGGAGGAGCGCCGGAGCGCCGAGGCCCAGGUGGGGCUGGUGCACAACCCUAAGGACGGUGACUGGUCCACACAUUCUAGUGAGUACGUGGGAGCUUCUGCUUGGCUUGGAACAUGGAGCCCAACGUAUCCAGCCCUACUUGCCCACCCCUCACCUGUGUUCAGGGUUCCCCACUGCUUCUACGCUCUGGAAGACAAUUUUGCCCACUGCACAGCAUCCAGGAAGCCAGACACCAUUGCAAAUUGCUGUGAGCAGCCAGGUUGGGCUGGCCCAUGUUCCACCCUGGCAAUAACAGCACAGGAGAUGGCUGUCCUGAGAAUUCUAUGUGUCCACAUGGGUCAGUAGCCCCGUGAGGGGUCAGAAUGAGGUAGCUAAAUGGAUGUGCUGCCAUGAACACUUUAUCCAGCCCUGGCUUGGUGAUGACCAUGCAUUGCCAGCCACUGGUGCUCACACUUGGCUAUGGCCCACUUGCUCAGUACCUCUGUAGACAGAGGUGGGGCGUUACCUCUGGACCAGCAUGUUGUACCUCCUAGGCUAACAGGAGGUGAGAUUCUGCUUUUUAAGAAAUGCACACAGCUGCAGAACACACCACCUUGCAUACAAAGGGUUCAUGGACUCUUGGCUUAAGAAACCCAAGACUCAUGGAAUUUUGGCCUGCUAACCUUAAAAUUUCCCCUGAUCAUUUUUUGAAAAUGUGGAAUAUGUCAAAAGCCAUUUUACAUAUUAGAUUGCAAAGAGAAGCUGAAAAUUAAAUCCACAAUUUAAUUGUUGAAAUUGUUCGAUUUUGGAUCUGACGUUGUUCUCGGAUAGUUAGAAUUUUUUAUGCACAUAUUCCUGUAGAUGUUGUAAAUAUGUAUGUGUCUGAACCAACAAGAACUCUAGUUUUUGAAGAGGUUUUCAUUAUUACUCAUAAAAUGAUUUAGCAUCUUGUAGCUUCAUAGCAGGCCCCCUUGUAUGGUGCUCAGUCAGGUCAGCCCACUGGGUCUUAGUACCUCCUUCAUGACAGGGCCCCAACCUGGCCACAGGUGGUACGUCAGGCAUCUUUUAACUCAUUCUUUGGGGCAACAUAAUGUAUGACUUGAAGGCAUACAUUAAACGAUAAAAUGUCCCCUUCUGUGCAUUUUCUCCUGUGUACCCCAAGAGUCCCUGUGAUUGCAUGUGUACCUGUGAGUGGUAGGGGGUGCACGUAGGACCCCAGGAGCAGAAUCAAGUACAAAGAGCCAGGAACCCCCAUCCCAGGGGUAGCCUUGCUGUGUCUGAACCUGCCAGAGCAUCUCCGUUGUGGCUGUAGCUGCAGCUGCUUUCAUGGGGGCAAGUCUGAUUUCUGGCCAAGGAGGAAAGAGGGAAAGCUGCUAGAUUUACAAUCAUUCUCCUUCCUCACUCUGAAAUACUUGGAAGGGACAUUUGAAUUUUGUGAUUUGCAUGUGAUGCCUGAAAAUGCAGCAGCUUCCUUGGGGCUCCUGGGGUGGGCAGAAAAAGCCUGGGAGCAGCAACCAACACAGCAGUCCUGAGGUGUUCACCCUUGGGAGCCACACUCCCUGUUGUCUACUUGAUCAGGAUUCCCUGCAGCUGAAUGCUGUUUUAGGAGGUUCUAUCCUUCUUGGCUAUACAGAGUCCCACAUUGAGAUAAUCACCACUCGAGACAGAAUGUUCCUGUAUCUGUUCCUCUGUUUACCCCUUCACACCUGAGCACCUGCUAUCUGCGGGGUGGGGUUUGAGACUCUGGGAUCACAGCCUUGCAAUGGACAAUUUGCCUUCGAAGAACUGCAGUUGUACGAGUAGUUUAGGGGACCAACGUAAACAUUUAAACGUUAAAUGAAGGUCUAAAAUGAUGGUAGGUGCCGUGAAGGAACUGGUCAGUGAUAAGACAGAAGUGUCUUUCAAACUUUUUGGACAAAACCUAUAGCAACAAGUAUGUUAUAGUCUGGUACAUACUGUUAUAGCAUAUAUGUUUUUGUUGUUUUAAAUCUAAGCAGUCAUCUUGUUUUAGGUGGGUACAAAAAAAGUCAAUAACUUUGAUUUAACAAAUAAAAACGACAGAAAAAUAUGACUUUGGUUAUUUCAAAAGCAAAAUGCUGUAAUAAACAAGCUUCACAAAAUAA